UGUUGUAUGUUGUCAUUUUUGUUUUGAAUUUGUUUGAAUCUAAGAACAAGUAAUCUUUGGUUUUGAACUUACUUUUUUUCAGUUUAGUCGAUUAAAUGUAUGAAAUUAUUUGUACCUCAAUUUUAAAAUUGUUACAUAAAUUAUUUUUUUAUUUUUUUUUUGUGACAAACGUCCUCAUCUGUCUCAAAUAUGUCUACUUUUUUUAGGAAAUAAAAUGACUACGACUAAAGGUUUAGCAUUGACAAAAGAAGAGGUAUCUUUACUUCUAGACCUCAUACAGGCAAAUAAGGUGGUAACCGUUAAGGCAACCAGUGCUUCCAGUCAACAGUUGAAAGAUGCUGCCUGGGCUACUAUAACUAGCAGUUUUAAUGCUGCUAUAACAAGUGUACCUCGAAAGCAGGAGCAGCUUAAACUCAAAUGGGAGAAUUUAAAGAAAACUGCACGCAAAAGAUGUGCUAAAAUUAAAAUGGAACAGCUCAAGGUGGGUCACAGUUACAUUUCUCCAGACAAUGCUCUGGAUAGAGUGGUAUCAAUGUUAGAUGAUACAAAUGUACGUUCAGUGCCACUUGGUAAAAAUGCUGAGAAUGCACCUGUUAAACCAAAAGCUGAUAGUGAAACAAUAAGUUGUGUUCAUGAUGAUGAUAGUGCUAGCGGUAGUGGUGAAGAUAUCUUCGAGAAUGUCAUUUGUAUGAGUCCAAGUGAGUUCCAUCAAGAAAUCAAAUCAAAUUCGAAACAGAAAACAGAUUUUUACAACAUUCCAAAUGGAAAAGAAAUAAAAAAACAAAAGUUAAUGACUGCAGAUAUCAAAGCUAGGAUAGCAAGAAACAAUGCAAUAGCAGAAUAUUACAGACUAAAAACGCGCAAGAUGGAGUUAGAAGUUGAAAGAUUGGAAUUGGAAAAUUAUAGAUUAAGCCAAAUUAAAACUGAAUAAUAUAUGUACAAAUAUUAUAUAAUUUUAAAAGUGUUCAAUGCAUUAUUGUUCUUCAAAUUUUACAAAAUAAAAUGUUAAAUUUCA
This is a messenger RNA of Galleria mellonella (greater wax moth), 1015 nucleotides long. RefSeq lists its product as uncharacterized. The coding region runs from base 215 to 931 and encodes 238 amino acids. The transcript has 4 exons. The record is from RefSeq and is a predicted model, not a curated record. Lineage: Eukaryota; Metazoa; Arthropoda; Insecta; Lepidoptera; Pyralidae.